Molecule: messenger RNA, 5897 nt
Organism: Oncorhynchus keta (chum salmon)
Lineage: Eukaryota; Metazoa; Chordata; Actinopteri; Salmoniformes; Salmonidae
Product: cationic amino acid transporter 3-like
Exons: 12
Coding region: 274-2226 (650 amino acids)
Biological process (GO): amino acid transport; transmembrane transport
Cellular component (GO): plasma membrane
Molecular function (GO): amino acid transmembrane transporter activity
Source: RefSeq, a predicted model, not a curated record
CUCCGCCCUCUGAAAAUCAAAAAGUCCACAAGGAAAUUUCACCGAGGAAAUCGGGAUGUUUCAUCAGCCUAUGGAAGUCAGCAGUAUUUUGUCGUGCGGUGUGGCUAGAUCCUCCGAACACUUCAGAGUGAAGAGUAACGGUAAAGUAGCUUGAAAACAUCACACAUUUUACUGAAAAGAUCUCUCCUGCUGCAUCUCAGCUCGUGACACAUUUUCACUGCUCUGAUCAGCAACUGAUCACAGCCUCGGCCCCCGCUCCCUCCACAGACAACCAUGGUAGAAAAAAUGGCCUCUUUCGGCCGGAUCCUACUGCGACGCAGGGCACUGGAUUGUUCCGAUGAGGGAACACGCUUUGCCCGUUGCCUCUCCACACUGGACCUGGUGGCCCUGGGGGUGGGCUCCACCCUGGGGGCAGGGGUGUACGUCCUGGCUGGUGAAGUGGCCAGGGAGAAGGCUGGCCCUGCCAUCGUUCUCUGCUUCCUCAUCGCUGCACUCUCCUCUAUGCUGGCCGGGCUCUGUUAUGCCGAGUUUGGCGCCCGCGUACCCAAGACGGGUUCGGCGUACCUGUACAGUUAUGUGACGGUUGGUGAAAUCUGGGCCUUCAUCACGGGAUGGAACCUCAUCCUCUCCUAUGUCAUCGGUACAGCCAGUGUGGCCCGAGCCUGGAGCUCUACAUUUGAUAAUCUAGUGGAGGAGAAGAUCUCUUUCUUCUUCAGGUCUUCCAUGGCCAUGAAGGUCCCGGGGGGCGUGCUGGCUGAAUACCCUGACCUGUUUGCACUCAUCAUCGUGCUCCUAUUAACUGGGCUGCUGGCAUUUGGAGUGAGUGAGUCUGCCUUGAUCAAUAAGAUUUUCACUGGGGUCAACCUGGUGGUGCUGGGCUUCAUCAUCAUCUCAGGCUUUGUGAAGGGAGACCCAGACCACUGGAACCUCACCCUGGAGGACUUUGUUAAUACCUACCCCAACCACACCAACACCUCCAGCAUAUCCCAGGAGGUUGUGGAUAAGAUGUUUGGCUCGGGUGGUUUUGCUCCUUUUGGCCUCAGUGGCAUUAUGUCCGGUGCUGCUACCUGUUUCUACGCAUUCGUCGGUUUCGACUGCAUCGCCACGACCAGUGAAGAGGCUAAGAACCCCAUGCGUUCCAUCCCUGUGGGCAUCGUGGCCUCUUUGCUCAUCUGUUUCUUCGCCUACUUCGGGGUGUCUGCAGCCCUCACCCUCAUGAUGCCUUACUACAUGCUGGACACCCAGAGCCCCCUGCCAGAGGCCUUCAACUACGUGGGCUGGGAUCCUGCUCGCUACAUCGUGGCUGUGGGUUCCCUCUGUGCUCUCUCCACCAGCCUGCUUGGGUCCAUGUUCCCCAUGCCGAGGGUGAUCUACGCCAUGGCAGAGGAUGGGCUCCUGUUCCGUGGCCUGUCCCGCAUGAACACGCGCACCAAGACCCCCCUGAUGGCCACUAUAGUCUCUGGCUGUGUGGCAUCUCUGAUGGCCUUCCUCUUUGACCUGGCUGCCCUGGUUGAUCUCAUGUCCAUAGGGACACUGCUGGCCUACUCACUAGUGGCCAUUUGUGUGCUUAUCCUUCGGUACCAGCCCGGCACCCUGAGCUCAUCCAGUCAAACAGAAAAGCUAGUGGAGCUGGUUGGAGGGGAGAAGGUGGCCCGGGGGGACAGUGGAGAUGAGUACGGCCUGGAUCUGGAGGACCGCCCCAUCAGGGAAAAAUUCACCCCCUGCCUCCUCCUCUUCCCCAGUGGUGCCUUACCUACCAAGACCUCGGGGAACAUCGUCUAUGCCACCACGGCCAUUAUCUCGGUGCUCAUCACUGUGCUGUGUGUGGUGCUGGCAGGGAAGCUGGAUGAGUUGAUGGAGGUUCAGCCUGUGUGGGUCACAGUGUGUGUAGUCCUGGCCUUGCUCUGUGCCUUUUGUGUCAUUAUCAUCUGGAGACAACCAGAGAGCACGGAAGCCCUCACCUUCAAGGUGCCCCUGCUGCCUUGGCUGCCUCUGUUCAGUGUCUUUGUCAACAUCUACCUCAUGAUGCAGCUGGACCUGGCUACGUGGUGCCGUUUCGCUGUGUGGAUGACCAUUGGAUUCGCAAUCUACUUCUUUUAUGGGAUCUGGCACAGCAGUGCGGCAGCCAGCAGCACCCGUGGGAAAUAUGAGCCUGCCCUCCAGACCAAGAAGAAGCACAUCUACCUGGGGGGAGACGAGAGUGAGGUGGAGGGGAUGAGCCCCUGAACAGCUGGAUGAAACCCCACACAUAAUACCUCUGCAGUGAAGGCAGACAAUUCAACUGAUUGACACUACAAUUCAUCUGUUUUGUUUUCCAUUUUUGGGAUAUCUCUGUUUUAAGCUUUAUUGGACAUUUUGAGGAAUUAUAUUUUUAACAGUUGAAACAUUGCUAUUAACAUUACUAGUGAUUUUAUUUAUUAGAAGUUAGUCUCUUCCAAGUUUGAUUGUGUCUGUGCCUCUAAUUGUUAGCCCCUGGUGUCCAGCAGCAAUAUGAACUACAACUGACCAGGAGUGUUGGUUAGGGCCAUGUGUAAACAGAGUGGGUCUAUGGGGUUUACAAUCUUGGUCAGAACCUCUGUGUACUUGGGUCAACAGCACAGGGUUAGUGGAUCAAGGCCUGAUGCAGGUGUUUUGGGGAUCGCUGGCGUAGACAAACUGUCCUCCAUCACCUGUCACAGAGCAGUGUAUUUAACAGUAGGGCCUUGUGGCAGAAACUAGUAUUUAUUGUUGGUGUCGGCUUGUUCUGUAAGAUGAAAUAUCACCACAGAGAUGUGGGGACUAAAUAUCACCACAGAGAUGUGGGGACUAAAUAUCACCACAGAGAUGUGGGGACUAAAUAUCACCACAGAGAUGUGGGGACUAAAUAUCACCACAGAGAUGUGGGGACUAAAUAUCACCACAGAGAUGUGGGGACUAAAUAUCACCACAGAGAUGUGGGGACUAAAUAUCACCACAGAGAUGUGGGGACUAAAUAUCACCACAGAGAUGUGGGGACUAAAUAUCACCACAGAGAUGUGGGGACUAAAUAUCACCACAGAGAUGUGGGGACUAAAUAUCACCACAGAGAUGUGGGGACUAAAUAUCACCACAGAGAUGUGGGGACUAAAUAUCACCACAGAGAUGUGGGGACUAAAUAUCCCAAAGGCAUUUAUGAACAAUCUGUUGCCAGUGAUGUCUUUGUCAUUGAAAAUGUUUUUAAACGUAUGUUAAAAUAGUCUGCGUAAUGAUGUAAGUUAUUGUCUGGUUAGUCCCUGUGUAACGGAAGCAGUAUAUGCAUAUCAGGUUCAUCCAAAGAAUACAUGGAGAUAUUGUUGCUGAAACGACAUCCUGGCACCACUACAUUUACAGUGCGGCAAAAAAGUAUUUAGUCAGCCCACCAAUUGUGCAAGUUCUCCCACUUAAAAAGAUGAGAGGCCUGUAAUUUUCAUCGUAGGUACACUUCAAUUAUGACAUACAAAAUGAAGAAAAAAAAUCCAGAAAAUCACAUUGUAGGAUUUUUAAUGAAUUUGCAAAUUAUGGUGGAAAAUAAGUAUUUGAUCAAUAGCAAAAGUUUAUCUCAAUACUUUGUUAUAUACCCUUUGUUGGCAAUGAGAGGUCAAACGUUUUCUGUAAGUCUUCAAGGUUUUCACACUGUUGCUGGUAUUUUGGCCCAUUCCUCCAUGCAGAUCUCCUCUAGAGCAGUGACGUUUUGGGGCUGUUGCUGGGCAACACGGAUUUUCAACUCCCUCCAAAGAUUUUCUAUGGGGUUGAGAUCUGGAGACUGGCUCGGCCACUCCAGGACCUUGAAAUGCUUCUUACGAAGCCACUCCUUCAUUGCCCGGGGAGUGUGUUUGGGAUCAUUGUCAUGCUGAAAGACCCAGCCAUGUUUCAUCUUCAAUGCCCUUGCUGAUGGUAGGCUUUGGUCCCAGCUCUCUGCAGGUCAUUCAUUAGGUCCCCCCGUGUGGUUCUGGGAUUUUUGCUCACUGUUCUUGUGAUCAUUUUGACCCCACGGGGUGAGAUCUUGCGUGGAGCCCCAGAUCGAGGGAGAUUAUCAGUGGUCUUGUCUUCCAUUUCCUAAUAAUUGCUCCCACAGUUGAUUUCUUCAAACCAAGCUGCUUACCUAUUGCAGAUUCAGUCUUCCCAGCCUGGUGCAGGUCUACAAUUUUGUUUCUGGUGUCCUUUGACAGCUCUUUGGUCUUGGCCAUAGUGGAGUUUGGAGUGUGACUGUUUGAGGUUGUGGACAGGUGUCUUUUAUACUGAUAAGUUCAAACAGGUGCCAUUAAUACAGGUAACGAGUGGAGGACAUAGGAGCCUCUUAAAGAAGAAGUUACAGGUCUGUGAGAGCCAGAAAUCUUGCUUGUUUGUAGGUGACCAAAUACUUAUUUUCCACCAUAAUUUGCAAAUAAAUUCAUUAAAAAUCCAACAAUGUGAUUUUCUGGAUUUUUUUUUUCUCAUUUUGUCUGUCAUAGUUGAUAUGUACCUAUGAUGAAAUUUACAGGCCUCUCAUCCUUUUAAGUGAGAGAACUUGCACAAUUGGUGGCUGACUAAAUACUGUUUUGCCCCACUGUAGCUGGCUGCUGCAGUGUCAUCUUAAUUUUAUAUAUUUUGGGCCGUACUGUACUCUUGUCCCCCCCACCCUUCAUGUAUCUCUGUUUAUCUCACUGGAGUUUGUCUUUACAAAUCAGAACUACCCUUUUUAUAUGAACAUACUUGAGUUUGAGUUCUCUGCCUGCAUCCAAUGCUUGAGCUGUCUCUACAGAUGUUUAAUAAAGACCAGUACCCCGGGGGUCUAUUCAGUGGCUCUGUGUUGAAUCUUAAAGGCAGUGACUUUAGUCCUGGUCAUGCACUACCACUGAUGGAGCUUUAGUUGGAGAUUCUUGUGAAAACAUGUUUGCAAAUGUUUUUUUUUAGUUUCCGUUAACUUGUUCUUGGAAGCUUAGCUGUCGAGUUUGCAUCAUUUUAUCUGAAUAUUCUAUUCUGUAGAAUUGUUUUAUUAUAUGUAGUUAUUUUAUGCUUUUCAAAUUAAGUUAAUCAAGUAAUGUUCUUUUAUAGAUGUUAUUGUAUUCUUACAUUUACAGUUUUUAAAGUACUCUUGACGACCACCUUUAAUGAUUUACUUUAUAUAGCAAAACUUUUGCACCACCAAAUGAUUGAGACUUCAACUUGUGAUUCCAUUUGCUAUUAAUCACUAGUUGUGGUGCUGCUUGACCAAAAUGCAGUGUGCAUUGGAUACACUAGGUCAAGGACAUAAGGAAUUUGACCAGCAAAAUCUGCUCUCUAAAUCUGAAGUAUAUUUGUGCUCAUCUGUAAAGACACUGGAAUUGGUGAGGAUAAUUGAGUUCUAUGGUUUGUUAAAUGAAAAUACCAUGCAAAACCUGAUGCAUUAUAUGAUGCAAAAUGCAUCAUAACAACUGUAUUUAGAAAAUGAUAUCUUAAGUUAAUUGUUGCUUUGCAAAAGAUGUUGGGCCAAUAUCAACAAUGGACUAAUGAAACAAAUACCAAAAUAGUAUUUGUGUGGAGAUUUCCUUUUAAGUGAGUUGUAGUACAGUAAUAACUCAUGUACAGUAUGUGUAUAGCUGUAUCAUAUUUGUAUAAUGCUGAAUAUUAUACAAAUGGACACUUAUUCAAAGGAGGUGUUUUAUACUUGUGCUUCUUAACAUACAUUUUAACAACUUGUAAGAAUCUCAAAAAGAAACCAGUGCCUGAAAAUACCGCCCGCCUCAGAUACCAGGGGCUGGUAAACCAAGUCUUAUAUCAGGCCAUAGUACUGAUUGAUCAGUACUACUCUAAAUGCUGUCACAUAAAUAUCAAUUAUAUUUUUUGUCUUUGGUUUUAUAUACUGUGAAUAUAUGCCUGUCAUGUAGAAAUUAGCUGUAUUUUUAAGGUUGUCUUUUCUAAAUAAAUGUUUAUUAUAAUGA